Molecule: messenger RNA, 2392 nt
Organism: Cuscuta campestris
Lineage: Eukaryota; Viridiplantae; Streptophyta; Magnoliopsida; Solanales; Convolvulaceae
Source: the annotation of a GenBank genome assembly
AUUGAUGAUGUGGCAGUUAGGGUUCGCUGGAAUAUCAGCUCCGGCCAAUCCAUCCUCCUCAAGCACUUAGCUCCGAUCAAUCCCGGUGCAAUUGUCACCCUAAUUUCGGACUUCGUCGGCCUUUUACUGCUCCCCGGUGGCUCUGCUUACUAUUCAUCCAAAUAUUUGUUGCAGUGAAUCUUUGGACAACAACAACUCAACAACUCAAUCUCUUCACCUUCAAACUCUUUCAAAAGUUCGAUCUUCGUCCUUGAAGGUGCCCUCUCUUCCUUCCUUACCUGUUUUUGUUACAUAUUUUGCUCGGAUUCAUGAAAGGUUCCGUAGUGACCAGAGCUGACUCUUGGACUGCUUUUGUUUGGCCUUGCUCUCGCUCGUAUGUGUGAUAUUAUGGUUGAACAAGACCUACUUAUAUUGUAAGGUGUCUGAAAAGCUACAAUUAGUGGUGACCUAAUCAGCAUUCUGAUUUACUUGUAACUAGUAAAUACAAAUAUUUGUUUUUGGGAGAGAAAAUAUGCCGUUUAAAGACCUAUUGACAGUACAUAGGGCUAAUCGGCAUGAAGUCCAAAGGUUGAUAUCUGGAAGAAAAAGUGCGCUUCAGGAAUCGGUCAAGCUUUCGGUUUCUCAGGGUAGAUUGUUAUUAGGUCAUUCGAAGCUUUUACAUUCUCUAUGUGCUGCCCAGGAAAAUCUAUAUACAGUUAAUCAAACGAAGAAUAUUUCAGUUGCUAGAUCAUUUUCUCGUGCCAUUUAUAUUCCAUCAGUGCCUGGGCCUGCAUUUCAUGUAUGUGACUAUCUUGGUCGCCUAAUAUCCUAUCCUACACAUCUUUCUUCUGGCAUUGAAUCUCAGAGGACACCAAUGGCUGCUUGCGGUUUCAGAUCAUCUUCUCUUUUUGAGUGCCCUUCAAGUAAGGUUUCCUCCAGCUACUUCCAUGAGUUCCAUCCUGGUAUAUCAGUGAAAACCCCACUUAUUUCUAACUGCUCUAAAGGAUUUGAGAAUUGUAGAAAAGUUAGCAUGGGUUUGAAGAAGAAAAAUCAGCCAAAUUCCUUUACCGUGUAUGGAUAUUUUGCAUAUGUAGUUGCAAAGAGAAGGGGCAAUGCUUUUCCACUUGAAGGAUUUGUAUUGAAUAGCUUCCAUAGAUUGCCGCAUGCAUGUUUUUCUACAGGAACUGCUCCUGAUGUGUCCCUUGAUAAAGUGUCUGCGGACCAAUUUGCAAAUUCAGCCGACUCUAAGGAGGAGAAGGUAUGGAUUGGAAGGAGCCUGAAGCUGAACUCCGGGUCAUGUUAUUUGCCCCAUCCUGACAAAGAAGAGACUGGAGGAGAGGAUGCUCAUUUCAUAUGUGGGGAUGAACAAGCAAUCGGUGUUGCUGAUGGUGUGGGUGGGUGGGCUGAGCUUGGGGUAGAUGCAGGGCAGUAUGCACGAGAGCUAAUGUCAAACUCGGUGUCAGCCAUUCUCGAGGAACCAAAGGGUUCCAUUGACCCUGCUAGGGUCUUGGAGAAAGCUCACAUGUCUACAAAAGCAAAAGGCUCUUCAACUGCUUGUAUAAUUGCCCUUACGGAUCAGGGUCUCCAUGCCAUCAAUUUAGGUGACAGUGGAUUCAUGGUGGUUAGAGACGGAUGCACGGUUUUCAGAUCUCCUUCUCAGCAGCAUGAUUUUAAUUUCACAUUUCAGUUGGAAAGCGGUAGUGAUGGAGAUCUGCCAAGCUCUGGACAGGUGUUCAAAGUUGGAGUGGCUCCAGGAGAUGUCAUAAUCACAGGGACAGAUGGGCUUUUUGACAACCUAUAUAACAGUGAUAUCACUUCAGUGGUGGUUCAUGGUGCAAGAGCAGGACUGGGGCCGCAGGUGAUUGCCCAGCAGAUUGCUGCUUUGGCACGGCAGCGAGCUCGGGAUCAGUACAGGCAGACACCCUUCUCUUCUGCAGCGCUAGACGCCGGAUUUCUUUACUAUGGUGGGAAGCUUGAUGACAUCACCGUCGUCGUUUCCUAUGUCACCACCACCACCAGAGACGAGAGUGAAAGUUCAUCUGCGCCGCCCUGCAAAUCUACUUAGUGUAUGUGUGAAUACAAUCUUUAGUAGUAUUUAUUAAGAUUGAACUUUAUCCCUUAGGAUCCUUCCUCUCUUAUAUAUCGUAUUCCCAGCUCCGAACGAUUUGAUGAGUUUUUUUUUUAUAUAUUCUCUUGAACUGAUUUGUUAGUGAUUAAACUAAAUGGAAGUGUGUUAAGACUCUUUAGUAUUACUCCAUUGCUAAAAUAACCUUCACUUUCAUGUCAGACAAUUGAUUUCUGUGUGUGUGUGUAUUUGUAUAGAUUUUAUUAGAUAUACAAAAGGAAUUAUGUAUUUGUAGGCAUAUCUAGUUAUCAACAUUCAAAAGAGAAUCAAUGAAUGCAUACCAAGAUU